Molecule: messenger RNA, 1548 nt
Organism: Aspergillus bombycis
Lineage: Eukaryota; Fungi; Ascomycota; Eurotiomycetes; Eurotiales; Aspergillaceae
Exons: 5
Coding region: 1-1548 (515 amino acids)
Biological process (GO): transmembrane transport; nucleobase transport
Cellular component (GO): plasma membrane
Molecular function (GO): nucleobase transmembrane transporter activity
Source: RefSeq, a predicted model, not a curated record
AUGAAAGUAUUAGCUACUCUGCACGAGAGAUUGAUUGUGAGAAGUGUCGACCGAGAUGGCACCCCUCGGACGGUCGAAUUCCUCGACAAUGACUCGAUAAGGCCAACAAAGGUGCAAGAUCGAACAUGGACUCAUAUCACUUAUUUAGCCUUUUGGUUCUCGGCAUCGGGAAAUGUGAGCAACCUCUACGCUGCUUCGACCGGCUUGACAGUCGGACUGUCUAUGUGGGAGUCAAUUAUCUGUCAACUGGGGGGACAGAUCUUAGCAGGCAUUCUCAUGGCUCUAAAUGGCCGCGCUGGUGCACUGUAUCGUAUCCCUUUCCCUGUUCUCUGCCGGUCCAGCUGGGGUCCACUUGGGGCUCUUUGGUCUACGUUUAACCGUGCAGUAAUGGCCAUUGUCUGGAACUGUGUCAAUGCUGUCCAGGGUGCGCAGUGCCUCAACGUACUGCUGCGUUCCAUUUUCCCAUCGAUGGCGAACAUUCCUAAUAUGAUGGGCUCUAAAUCUGCCCUUACCAGUGCAGGAAUGAUAUGCUUUUCCAUCUUCUGGUUCAUCAACUGCGCAUUUUUAUUUACCCCUAUACCAAAAAUGAGGAUAUUAGUUUACAUCAAGGUGGUAGCUUAUUAUAGUGCCACUGUCGCUAUGCUAGCUUGGACACUCUCUUUAUCUGGAUCUUCCAAACAUACCCUUCGGUCGCAUUCAACUAUCCACGGCACUGAGAAGUCUUGGAUGGUUGUCAAAUUCUUCUGGCUAGGGCUCGCAAGUGUUGCCACCUUCGUCUCCAAUGCUGCCGAUCUUCAGCGAUAUGCUAGGCGACCGAAUGAUGUUAUUUUGGGUCAAGUGUUCAGCUUUCCUGUGGCCAACUUUUAUCAUUUCCAUCAUGGGCUGUGUGAUAGCUGCUACCAGAUGGGAAACGAUAUAGCAGCCUUGCUCCCCAAAUACCUCAACGUCAAGCGCGCCGUUUUCAUCUGCGCAGGCAAGCAAGCUUUAGCCGAAAUUUCAACUAGCCUCUGGUCGCUAAUUGAUGAGUACAGUCCUAUCUUUCUCUCCUCCUAUCAGAUCUUUCUCUCUGCCAUUGCAGGAAUCCUGCUCUGCGACUAUUACCUGAUCCGCCGAGGCCGCCUUUGUAUCCCAGAGCUAUACACUAUGAAUCCAGAGGCUCGCUACCACUACCUGCGCGGAAUCAAUUUCCGUGCUUUCGCAGUAUAUUUGGUCUCAAUAGGCCCGAGCUUUUAUGCAUUUCCAAAUCAGCUUGGUGUAAAGGCGCCGCUGUCUAUUCAGCGGUUCUAUUACAUUUCGUAUCCGAUGGGACUGCUGAUUGCAUUCUUGGGAUACUAUCUAUCAUGCCGUUGCUUUCCCAUCGUGGGAAUGGUGAGAACUUGGGGUUGGCACGAGCCUAGAGAGUAUAUUGAUGAUCAUGACUCCACCAGAGAUGAUGCUACAAUAGACUUUGACGCUGUUGAUAUCUCGAGGCGGGGGAGUGAUGCGUUUGAUUCCGUUUUUGCAGAAGGUAUAAAGCGAGAUGAAGAUAUAAAACGAGCUAUCGCUUGA